Molecule: messenger RNA, 2506 nt
Organism: Cebus imitator (Panamanian white-faced capuchin)
Lineage: Eukaryota; Metazoa; Chordata; Mammalia; Primates; Cebidae
Gene: PLCXD3
Product: phosphatidylinositol specific phospholipase C X domain containing 3
Exons: 3
Coding region: 238-1203 (321 amino acids)
Biological process (GO): lipid metabolic process
Cellular component (GO): synapse
Molecular function (GO): phosphoric diester hydrolase activity
Source: RefSeq, a predicted model, not a curated record
GAGAGCUGAUCACGGACGUCAGGAACAAAAGCUCCAGCGGAGCCUGGCGAAAGCACUAAGGGAGCAUGGGGUGUUUUGAAUAAUUAUUAAAAUUAGCAUGUGUCUGCGCCAUCCUGUGGGUGUGGCGCAGAGAGUGUAAACUCUAGCGGGGCUGGAGCAAACAUUGGAUUAGCGGCAGCAGCCUGCCAACCUGCCCGUGGAGUGCGGGGACCAGCGCGCUGCACGCCGACUAGCACGAUGGCCUCGUCUCAGGGGAAAAACGAGCUGAAAUUAGCCGACUGGAUGGCAACUCUGCCGGAGAGCAUCCACAGCAUCCCCCUCACCAAUUUAGCCAUUCCAGGGUCUCACGAUUCCUUCAGCUUCUACAUUGAUGAAGCCUCUCCAGUAGGUCCUGAACAGCCAGAAACUGUCCAGAAUUUUGUCUCUGUGUUUGGAACUGUGGCCAAAAAGCUCAUGCGGAAAUGGUUAGCCACUCAGACAAUGAAUUUUACUGGUCAGCUAGGAGCUGGGAUUCGCUAUUUUGAUCUUCGAAUUUCCACCAAGCCCAGAGACCCCGACAAUGAACUCUAUUUUGCUCAUGGUUUGUUCAGUGCCAAAGUCAAUGAAGGCCUUGAGGAGAUCAAUGCAUUCCUCACAGAUCACCAUAAGGAGGUAGUGUUCUUGGACUUCAACCACUUUUAUGGGAUGCAGAAAUAUCACCAUGAAAAACUAGUCCAAAUGCUGAAAGAUAUCUAUGGAAAUAAAAUGUGCCCAGCGAUUUUUGCCCAAGAAGUUAGUUUAAAGUACCUGUGGGAGAAGGACUAUCAAGUGCUGGUCUUCUACCAUAGUCCAGUGGCUCUGGAAGUGCCCUUUCUGUGGCCUGGGCAGAUGAUGCCAGCACCCUGGGCCAACACCACAGACCCCGAGAAACUGAUCCAGUUUCUUCAAGCAUCCAUCACUGAGAGAAGAAAGAAGGGCUCGUUUUUUAUAUCUCAGGUGGUGCUGACUCCCAAAGCUAGCACUGUGGUCAAAGGGGUGGCAAGUGGCCUCAGAGAAACAAUCACAGAAAGAGCUCUUCCUGCCAUGAUGCAGUGGGUCCGCAUGCAGAAGCCAGGAGAGAGUGGCAUCAAUAUUGUCACUGCCGAUUUUGUAGAACUUGGUGACUUUAUCAGCACUGUCAUAAAGCUCAACUAUGUCUUUGAUGAAGGAGAAGCCAACACUUGAUAGCACUACUUGGAAUUUCCAUGAAUAAGAUGGAGAAGGCUCAUUGUAUUAGGCAUUAUCUGUAAACACUCUGAUCUUCCUAUUCUACUAAGUCCCUGAAGGGAAUAGAGCUGGUAGUGGGUGGGAAAAGGGGAAAACUAUUUCUUCAUUGAUUACAAGCAUACUCUUCAUGACUAUAAAUAUUUCAUUUCCCAUUUGAUGAGUGAAAUCUACUUCUAGUGUUAGGGAUUAAAAAAAAAAACAGUAAAUUUGUUUUUCAAAAUUAGUCUUUGUAACGUAGAACUCAUGAGUGUUUACUUGAUUAGGUUCUCUACUUUCAGCCUAAGGCUCCUACACUGUCUAUACCCUGUAACCUUUCUGCUCCCUCUCUUGCUCGCUCUUUUUAAUCAGAUGCUCUAUGGAAAUCAAAACAAUUGGAUGCCCAACAUUUUGUGUAUUACAUUGUUGUCUUAAAACUUAUUUGUUUUGUGGAACUUGGUAUAAUACUCUGCAGUCAUCUGCAGUUAGGCAAUCAUAGCUAUCUUUUGCUCAUAGAAAAUCUGCAUCAAAUCAGUCUCCAUGCAUCAGUAAUAUUGGAGGCCAUAAUCAGUGAUUUUUGUUAUAUGAAAAUAAUAGUGUUUCACAGUAUUUCUAUUUAAGGCAGCUAUAAAUAUAGGAUAAAAACAUUUUUGGAAGAACUGUGAAUGCCAACUUCAGAGGGAAAAAAUGGUUGAGGGGUGAAAGAGAUGGAUGGCAUUUUAAUUCAGCAAUCUCUUGAAUAAUAUUGCCCGCAAGUAGCCAGUAAAUGAUAAGGUACGACAAGUGCGUUAAAAUUGAAAACUCUGAAAAGAGCUCUUUAAACAGCCCUCUUAAUGACUCCUCUGAUUAUUAAAAAAAAAAAAAAAAAGGAAGGAAGGAAGAAAAAAAGACUGCAAGCUUUCCUGCCAAUUGGGGAUUUCCAAAUAUUUAAUCUAAACUCCAGAUUUUAAGGAAGAUUUUUAAAGAAACUUCAAGAUUUUGACUUGAAGAAAGAGAGAGGCUGGUAGAAGGAGUUAGAGCAAUGUUUUUGAAAUUAUGUCCAUGAAAUUACAGGGUUCUGUGAAAUAUCUUUACAAAACUUGAAAUCUAUGAGAUGUGAGUGGACCUCUUUAAAAUUGGCACUGAUUCCUCACUUCUGAGUUUCACCCUAUUUGAGGGAUGAGAGGCAAAAGUUUCACACAAAGUUUCUACAACCUAACAUUUAAUCCUCUGUGUCUACUGGGAAGAACAAUGACACAGCCUGAGUGUUGUUUCCGACUUGGUGUCUUUGUGAUAUUUGACAACU